Molecule: messenger RNA, 1496 nt
Organism: Morus notabilis
Lineage: Eukaryota; Viridiplantae; Streptophyta; Magnoliopsida; Rosales; Moraceae
Product: mitochondrial import inner membrane translocase subunit TIM50
Exons: 10
Coding region: 123-1196 (357 amino acids)
Molecular function (GO): phosphoprotein phosphatase activity
Source: RefSeq, a predicted model, not a curated record
CCAAACACUCCCUAAUUCUCUCUCUUCCCCCUCUCUCUCUCCUCUCUCUGCGCAAAACCCUACUUCAACCCCAAAACCUCUGACAGAGAUCACUGAAAGACAAACCUCAGAAUCUCUCGAAAAUGUCUUCCGUAAUGCUCCGUCCUCGUCUCAUCACAUUGCUGUCGAAGCACAAUCGCCGCGUUCUCAGCUCCGGCGUCGCCUCAAACGCUCCCAAGGAGCCGCUCAUCGCCGCCGAAGCCCUAGCCGCCGAUCAACCGCCUCCGCCGGCGGCUGACCCCAAUUCGACGGCAUCCGUAAGAAAAUCCUGGAGCUUUCUAAAGUAUGCAAUCGCCGGAGCUCUCACCGGAGCCACCGCCGCCACCGGAUAUCUCUCGUACGCGUACUCUUUGCAAGAAAUAGAGGAAAAGACAAAGGAUCUCCGCGCUGCGCCUUCACGUUACAAAGUACCGGAUGAUACUCCUGCUUUCGAUAAAUUUAAGAGUUUGCUUUACUCUUCUGCAAUGACAGUUCCUGCUAAAGCAACUGAACUGUACUUGGAUGCAAGGAAAAUGAUUGAAGAACAAGUGAAAGGUUAUACUGAACCAUAUGCAGAAAAGCUUCUUCCAGAUUUGCAUCCCAUGGAGCGACAUGUUUUUACACUUGUUCUGGAUCUACAAGAGACGCUACUGUACUCUUAUUGGACGAGAGAAAAGGGCUGGCAAACAAUUAAAAGACCUGGAGUCGAUGCUUUUUUGGAACAUCUGGCUCAGUAUUAUGAAAUUGUUGUGUAUUCCGACUAUUCAAAUAUGUACGUAGAUCCUGUAAUGGAGAGAUUGGACACCAAGCAUUGUGUACGAUAUAGGCUUGGAAAGGCUGCUACUAGAUAUCAGAAUGGACAACAUUAUCGGGACCUUUCAAAACUUAACAGAGAUCCUGGAAAGAUCAUCUAUCUGAGUGCCCACGCACGAGAAAAUAGCCUUCAACCAGAGAACGGUGCCCCAAUAAAGCCAUUUAAGCUUGAGUUAGACGACACAGCUCUUCUGGACUUCAUACCGUUUCUUGAAUUUGUUGCCCGUAAUCCACCAGCUGAUAUCAGGCAAGUGUUAGCAUCUUAUGAAGGCUGUGAUAUUCCAGAAGAAUUCAUUCGGCGUUCCAGAGAGCAUCGAAGGAAAAUGCAAGAACAGAAGCAGCAAGGUCGGUUAUGGAGACGUUGAGUGGUCACAUCUAUGUAAAAGAGGCGACGACAUGGCAAUUUCAGGCUCAACUAAACAAUUUGUAAGGUGUGAUAUAUGAAGAUAAGUAUUAUAGAAGUAAUCGAGCCAAAAUGUUCUGUUGUCUGUGGAAAUGGCAAUUUCAGUGACAAAAUUUUGAAUCGAUAAUAAUUCUUUAUGAAUGACUGACAUGAGAAUUUGUAAUUUCUCUCUUAUGGGGGCUGUUUACCCUUUACUCUCUGUCUAUUUUGAUGGAAAUGAAAAAUUUUGGUUUACAAUUGGAGGAAAUUUUCUUCCACUCAU